Messenger RNA from Rhagoletis zephyria (snowberry fruit fly), 1725 nucleotides. The record is from RefSeq and is a predicted model, not a curated record. Lineage: Eukaryota; Metazoa; Arthropoda; Insecta; Diptera; Tephritidae.
AUGGCACGCGCCUACUUGACCUUGGAGCUGACGUUGACAGUAAUGCUGUUCACCUUGGUAACGAAUGCAAUUCUCAAAGAAAUCGACAGCAAGUCAGACCUACUGCAAGAGGAGUCAAUGGCCAUUCCAGCGGAACAUCGAGCUUACCCUGACAUGGACAUGCCACACGACUUGCCCAACAUGCUGACAAGGAAAAACCUGCCCAGUAAAUAUGAGCCCAGCAAUAAUGAAGUAUGGCCCUUUGCCCGUUCAGAGUCAUCGCAGAUUAAGGCAAUCAACGUCAAAUGUGAGAAGAACUUGAUGAAAGUCAACAUUGAAUUCGAUCGGCCCUUCAAUGGACUGGUCUUCUCCAAAGGCCACUACAGCGAUCCAAAGUGUGUCCAUUUGUCUCCUGGCACUGGACAACUUCAAGCCAACUUUGAGAUAUACCUCAACUCCUGUGGCAUGACCAGCAGUGAACAGGGCGGCAGUACUGCCUCUUCAUUGGGCUUGUUCAUCGAAAACACGAUUAUCGUGCAAUACGAUCCUCAGGUGCAGGAGAUCUGGGACCAGGCUCGCAGAUUACGAUGCACGUGGUACGACUUUUACGAGAAAGCAGUUACCUUUCGACCUUUCAACGUCGAUAUGCUUGACGCCGUGACUGCCAAUUUUUUGGGCGACAACAUUCAAUGCUGGAUGCAAAUUCAGGUUGGCAAGGGGCCAUGGGCAAGUGAGGUGGCAGGCAUCGUCAAGAUUGGCCAGACGAUGACCAUGGUACUGGCGAUUAAAGACGAGGAGAACAAGUUCGACAUGCUAGUGCGGAACUGCAUUGCCCACGAUGGAAAACACCCGCCUAUUCAACUGGUCGAUGAGUAUGGCUGCAUUGUGCGGUCCAAAGUGAUGGGAAAAUUUAACAAGGUGAAGAACUUUGGCCACAGUGCAUCAGUAGUUUCUUAUGCAUACUUCCAAGCCUUCAAGUUUCCCGACAGUAUGAAUGUGCACUUCCAGUGUGUCAUUCAGGUGUGUCGUCAUGAAUGUCCUCAGCCCACCUGCGAUUCAGACACUUCACCCGAUUUCCUGGGCAAUUCUCGAGCAGAGUCACACCUGGACGGGGACAAGAAGUUUGCCAAUCGAAAGGGAGAUCUACUGCCUUCCAGUUCAUCAACUCGUCAGAGCAGCAGUGCUCGCAGCAGCAGCACAAUUCACACGACGACCGUCGCCAGCAGUCUUCAGAGUGGCCAGCCGAAUCAGACUGAGCCCAGCUACGGAAUCAGCGGCACCGGAGGCAUGCCUCGCGCCUUGAACCUCAACAAGCUAAGGCGCAGGCGAGAGGUGAACAAGACAGACUCCCAAACGGACGUCUCCACAGAGAAGGUCAUCCAGGUGGUCGCCCCCGGUGAUGUCGCCUUCAAUCUGCCACUGGCCAAUGGCAACGGCGGAAGUGGCGAGGUGGUGCAGCGCAGGCUGCACUACGACACUGGCAAUGUCAUCUGCAUGUCGACCACUGGCUUUGCAGCCGGUCUGGUCUUCCUCAUCCUCCUCCUCCUGCUUACCUGUAUCAUCACCGUCUUCCUCCUGAUUCGUCUUCGGAACACCCUGCCGAGCAGCAGCACUGUCAGCAAGGAGCACGUAGUCAGUCUGCAGUGCCCCAACCACCCGAACAGUCCGUGCUCUUGUGAGCUCUCCCUACUGCAGCCGCAGUAUUAUCUCCAGGUUCCGGCAGUUCAUUUGGCCACCAUUUCCUAA